AUGGAUUCCACCCCGAACGAUGCUACAAUCACCGCUCCUAACGAGUUGCCUAUUCCCGAAGAGGCUACUUUGCCCGCAAUCACAGCUACCCCCACAAAACGUGGGAGACUAUUCCCCUUCGGCCCUGGGAGUGACUUCAGCCCAAAACGUCGUAAGAUAGAUGGGCUUGACACCGAGACCUUAGCUACCGACCAGGGUGAGGAUGAAACCGCCUCCAGCGAAGUUGCUACACUCCCGUUGAAUUCUUCCUAUUUUGAUAAGCGGAAAGACGGUGCGACGGCAGCUACCCCUCCACCAUCUGCGCUCUUGGUCACCUCUUCGCCAAUCACGCAGCCUACGCAGCUGCUGGACCCCAACAGGACUCCCAGGGCCGCUCCUCCCCUUAUUCAGGUCGCGGCAUCGUCGCCCAUUCGAGAGGAGCUUGCUUCGCCGGCCGGGGCGAAGCCGUUCACCAAGGUGAAGCCCACCUCUGUCGCUCUUCAACAGGAUGGCUCGGUUAGGCCUUUCGACUUUUACCCCUCGAGGCCCAAUGGAGCAGAGAAUGUUGAUCUGACUGACGAUGGAUUACACUAUGUUGGCGGAUCCUCGGAUGAGGGAUCAGACCAUGACAUAAAGCCAACAUUUGUGGGGAGUGCACUGGCCGGCAAAGCUGUACCCUCUGUCAGCGCCAUGCGUGGCCGCCGAGAUGACGCCAAACCAUCUGACGAGCCUACUAGAGUUGAGGAGUCUCCCGUUACAAUACGUAACCUUGCCCGAAAGUUCGCUUUCAACCCUUCGGCUAAGCCUCAAACCGCACGCAUACCUUUUCAGGGCCGACUUGACUCUGUUAGGAGGCCAACGACCACAUACUCCUCCGGAACCGCUACCAUUGCAGGCUCGCGCCCUCGCAACCAAACGAAUGGUUAUUCACUGAAUGACUUCAAGGUCUCUGAGAUCGAGAACAAGGUGUACCAAAAUCACGUUAGGCGCAUGUUAAUCGUGCUUCCAUUGAAGCCCGUUAGAGUGCUUUUAGCCGCUCUUAUGGAGAAGAAGGGAAAUUAUGAUGACGCGAUGGCUGCGCUCUUGGAGGACGAUGAGGACACCAUCGAUCUUACCGGAUCCGGCGAUGAGAGAUCCGGCGGCAAGGCCCCUCAAAUGAAGACAUCGAACCGUGCCGCCACUGCUCCGAGAGGGACCAUUAGAGACAAAUGGUCGUCCACACAGGCGCAGACCGAGGUGGCCGCCUCGCCAGAGCCCGCGCCUAAACCGAGAAGGCGGCUGGUCAAGGGUUCUUCGAGAGAAGUAUCCUCUUCCCCGCCCGCACCUGCCCACUUCGACGAUGACACCGACUCGGCUGCACAAUCCGACGGCAAUUCGGACGAGGAACGAGCUCUCGAGGACAAGGUUUUAAAAUACAUUAAUACAUGUACCUUGAAAGAGCUCUCCGAUAUAUCAUGUACCGCUGCGGAAACUGUCAAGAUUGUCAUCUCUCAACGACCUUUCCGCUCUCUCGGUGAAGUCCGCGCUGUCACAAGUGAUGCCGCCCCAGUGAAAGGCAAAAAGUCCAGAGGAGCACGCACUCGCGCUAUUGGGGAUAAGAUUGUCGACAUUUGCUUGGAAACUUGGAGGGGGUAUGACGCUGUGGACUCUCUCAUCGCAAAAGUUGAAGAGCUUGGGAAACCUGUGGCAGAGAGCAUUAGGAAAUGGGGUGUCGAUAUAUUCGGUGCUGCCGGGGCCGGCGGCGAGCUUGAGAUCCUAGAUGUCAUACCUGACUCUGGCGCUCCGUCGUUGAAGGAUUCUGCCAUUGGCACACCCACUGAUUCUUUGGACGAUGGUGAUGAAGUAAAAGGCACCAGGAGAGAGAACCAGAUUGGCAACUUCUUCAAGCAGCAGCCCAAGAACAUGGCAGAAGGCGUCAUCCUUAAGGAUUACCAGGUUGUUGGUGUUAAUUGGUUGAGUCUCUUGUACGAGAAGAAACUCAGCUGUAUUCUAGCUGACGAGAUGGGUGUGUUUUCCCCCAUGAACGUUACAAGUAUAACUUACUGACACCCGUUAGGCCUUGGAAAGACCUGCCAGGUUAUCGCAUUUCUCGCGAGAUUGCUGGAGGGCGGAAUCAAAGGUCCCCAUUUAGUUGUUGUUCCUUCUUCCACUUUGGGUAAGUCCGGCCCUUCGUUCAAGCAUUAUCAAUACUUGCCCCGAGCCAGAAGUACCCGAAAACAGGCGGAUGUAUUUGUACUGGCGCUUAGAUACGCACAUAUUUUUCACUAUAUCUUUCUUUCAUACCUGUUUUCGGACCCUUCCAACCCGAGACAAGGAGUGGCAGCGACUAACAUUGUUCACACAGAGAAUUGGCUUCGCGAGUUCAAGAGAUUUUGCCCAGCAUUAGUUGUAGAACCCUACUACGGAUCUCUUAAAGAACGAGCUGAGAUGCGUAUUUCUCUAUGCAAGCGGAAAGAUUGGAAUGUCUUGGUUACCACAUACCAGCUAGCUACUGGCGAUAGGAUAGACAAGAGGUUCCUUAAGGAUCUGUCCUUUAAUGUAACCCCCACCCCCCCCCCCUCCGAGGAAAAUACUGUAUGCUAACAUUUCAAGGUUUGCGUCUACGAUGAGGGGCAUCUCCUUAAAAAUAGUUCGUCCAAUCGUUAUGAUGCACUCAUGAGACUACCCGCUGUUUUCCGGCUAUUGUUAACCGGAACACCGCUUCAGAACAACCUUCAAGAACUUGCCUCCCUUCUAGCUUUCAUCCUCCCGGAGGUUUUCAAUGAGAAGCGUGAGGAUCUGGCAAGCAUAUUCAAGUACAAGGCCAAAACCACCGACAACGAGGAGUCGAAUAGCGCCCUAUUGUCCAUACAGAGGAUCAGGCGUGCCCGUGCGAUGAUGACACCAUUUGUCCUACGAAGGAAGAAACAACAGGUUUGUUUAUUCUUGACGCGCCAUUUCAAUCUUUGUUUACCAAUCAUGCUAAUAAUGUAUACAGGUUCUCAAACACUUGCCGGGGAAGACGAGCCGUGUCGAAUACUGUGACAUGAACAAAGCCCAAGAGGCUAUUUACAAAGACCACCUCGACCUAGCAGCCGAAGCAAUCGCAGCACGAGCCGCCGGUCAAAAGGCCUCCAAAUCCAACGCCAACGUGAUGAUGCAGCUCCGUCAGGCUGCCAUCCACCCGCUGUUGUUUCGAAAGCAUUACACAGAUGCAAAGAUUCUCCAGAUGAGCCACGCAAUUCUCGGAGAGGACAUCUACUCGGACUGCAACCAACAACUCGUUCUGGAAGACAUGGAAGUCAUGAACGACCUGGAGCUCAACAAACUCUGCAUAAAGAACCCAAAGACGAUGGGGAAAUACGCCUUUAAGCGAAAGGAAUGGAUGGCGUCUGGCAAGGUUGAGGCGUUGAUUAAGCUACUUAUGGAGAUGCGCGAGAAGGGGGACCGGGUCUUGAUCUUCAGCCAGUUCACUCAAGUCCUCGAUUUAUUGGAACUCGUGAUGACAACCCUUGGAUUCGGGUUCCUCAGAAUUGAUGGAUCGACGCCGGUUGACAUGAGACAGGACAUGAUUGAUCAAUACCAUGAAGAGGAGGAUAUCAUGACUUUUUUGCUCAGCACUAAAGCCGGUGGAUUCGGUAUCAACCUUGCCUGCGCGAAUAAGGUUGUCAUAUUCGAUAGCAGUUUCAACCCGCAUGAUGACGCGCAGGCUUCGGACCGGGCGCAUCGUGUGGGCCAGACUAGGGAGGUUGAGGUUAUUAGGUACUUGCGCUCUCCCCUUCUUUUACUAACCACCUGGUCACUAAUGGUGUAUGUAUAGACUGGUCACCAAAGGCACCAUCGAAGAGCAAAUCCUUGCCCUGGCAAAUACAAAACUCGCCCUCGACCAAUCCAUAUCCGAGGACGACAAUGCGAUUGAAGGAAAGGCCCAGGAGAUUGUUGCUGGGAUGUUGCUCAAGGCCGAGGAGGAAAGGGGGAAGGGAGUUGGGGGGGGUAGUGGAAAGGCUGAUGGCAAGGAAAAGAGCGGCGAGGAGUAGCCUGGCAUAGCCUAGAGAAGCUCUUCCGUCUCCCUUCUUUCCCCCUCUUGGCGUUUUUCUCGCUUUUUUUUAUUGGGCCGCGAUCUUGUUUCAAAUUUAUUUGUGUUUUUCAUUUUAUGCCCACCUCGCUCCGCAUCACUUUGGCCCAUCCCACCAUUCACCCCGGGCCCCAUUAACUCCGCCUCCUCACCGGAGCAUAAGCAUUAGAAGGGCAAGAACCACCACGACCUAGACUCCUUUGCUUUAUCCCCCACACCCACACCCACCCUUACCCUUCUGCCUUACUUUACUUGACUUUGCGAUUGCUGGGUAUGUACUUUUUCUCUUUCGUAACCAUUUAUCUAUCUAGAGAUCAUCCCUUUUUCCUUUUUUCUCUUUUUCAGUCAGGUCUCGGGGUUCGAGUUUUAGAUUUCUUUUUAUCUUGCCUUUGCUUUGCCGGGAGGGAAAAUGGAUGCGUGAUGUUGGGUAUACGCAGCGGGUAAUCGAGAGGGGAGGGGGGGGGGACGAACUGUAUAACAGCCCGGAUCAUUGGGGUAUCUCAUUCACCUUUAAUUCUUGUUUAAGCUUGUAUUACCCUUGUUUUGCGCGUACGGUUGAUUAGAAUAAAGGGACUUUUUUCCUUCUUUCCUUUUUUUCCUUUUUCCUCCCUUCCCUUUCCACCUGUUGAUUCGAGGUGGGGUUCAGUUGGCUGUGUCGCUCCACUCAAAAUGGGCUAAUAAAAGGACGUUUGAGGGAGGAGGGAAUGUAAGCUAUGAUAGAUUGGUCGGCUAGGGAAGAAACAAUGAUAUAGAGGGGGGGGGGGCAUCAUGAAAGCUUUCUC
Molecule: messenger RNA, 4815 nt
Organism: Tuber aestivum (summer truffle)
Lineage: Eukaryota; Fungi; Ascomycota; Pezizomycetes; Pezizales; Tuberaceae
Source: the annotation of a GenBank genome assembly